This is a messenger RNA of Branchiostoma belcheri (Belcher's lancelet), 1676 nucleotides long. Its product is annotated as neuroligin-4, Y-linked-like. Gene Ontology annotation, cellular component: cell surface; synapse. The coding region runs from base 1062 to 1676 and encodes 204 amino acids. The transcript is spliced from 2 exons. Gene Ontology annotation, molecular function: signaling receptor activity; neurexin family protein binding. Lineage: Eukaryota; Metazoa; Chordata; Leptocardii; Amphioxiformes; Branchiostomatidae. Gene Ontology annotation, biological process: modulation of chemical synaptic transmission; presynaptic membrane assembly; chemical synaptic transmission. The record is from RefSeq and is a predicted model, not a curated record.
CAUUAGGGCCACCUGACCAGAGUUGGCGGCGAUAUGCCUUAGGUAAAGCGGGAUUGGGCUCUAGUCCGGACUGCCAUUGGCAUAGUCUAAUCUACCGCAGCGUCGCCAGCGAAGGCUCUCCGUAUGCAUUCAACAGCUGGUGGUUAACCAUCAGGGAUAUUGCCGAUGUAAAGUAGCGGUGCGCAGAAUUCUUCUCUCAUUGCUAUUGACGUCCUGCCGGGCCGAGUCGCCGGUAUCUCCGCCGUUUUGCCGCGUUUGCUUCUCGUUUUCUGCUGAAACAAGUGAUUGCUGACGCCAGCACACGCGUGCGGUAAGCCCAAUCGUUUACCGUAUAUGUCAUCCAUCGGCAUUAGGUAGGCGUUCCGCUUGCACGCACCCAACAGAUGACAUUGUGACUUUGCCAUCCCUGGUUUACGUCGUCGGAACUGUCCACAGAUUCCCUUCCUAUUCUAUCAGCGCCGUGUGUCCAUGGACGAUAGCACCACUAUCUACCUACAUUCAACUCUCCCAAUCUCUGUUUCCGGAAGAUAUGGACAUACUACAGACUGGUACCAACACGCAGCGAGGUGGACGUGCUCAAUAGCUUAGCUUGAUAUUCCUUGAUGGCUGAGGGAGAUAUGCGUGGUUCCACGCACGGCAACUGAGCGAUCUAAUCAAGAGAUGCACUGUUAAUUAACAUCAAACGUCGUUUCAUUACGAUGGAGGCUGUUAUCGCCUGUACAUUGAGAGCUAGACUGACAUCAUAGGUGGACAUUAAAAAGAUCGCCUGUGAAAAGAAAGCUAUUGAUCCGUGUAGCCUCCUAGACGCCGCGCUUCGCUCUGUGGAUCUCCUGGGGUGAAAGGCCAGCUUUGUACCCACAACAUCGGCUGAACUCCAGGACAACCUUGCCAAGUUUGCACAGAGACCGGCCUAAUCUUUAUUAAGCGUGCACCGCACCAUUGUAGUGCCGCUGGCGACGUGUUCGGCGUACCGUGCGGGGAAUAGCAAUCGCCCAAACCCCAACAUCAACAACCGGAGCAAGAUUGAUUCAAGUAAGGUCGUGGGGAGGGAAAACCUGACGAUGUCGCACCUACCAGAUAAAUUGAGCCACCCGUUUGUUGUCCUCCUGUCAAUUCUGUGUACCGCCCCGCUGGUGCGGACCAGAGAGCCGGUGGUGAGAAUCGGGGGAGGCGAAGACUCUCCUACCCUCCGCGGAACUCUAGUUAACCUGGACAAUAGUGAUACGGAGUUGGUUCCUGUGGAAAAAUACCUCGGUAUUCCCUAUGCUGAGCCACCGACCGGAAUGUAUCGCUUCAAGCAAGCGAAGUUACAAGCACCGAAAUGGACUGGCGAGCGAAACGCUACCAGGUUUGGUCCGGCGUGCAUGCAGGCAGUACGGAAAACAACCAUGACCACGCCUUCAUGGACUCGUCAACAAGUUGCCUCCAUGCAACCAUAUCUCCAAACCCUUAACGAGGACUGCCUGUUCUUGAAUAUCUACAGGCCCAUCAAUAAAGACGGUACGGAGAUGAGAAACCGGACGGUGAUGGUGUUUAUUCACGGCGGCUGGUGGUCCACGGGAACCGGGGCUAUGUACAACGGCACCAUCCUGGCCAGCUACGGGAAGGUCAUUGUUGUUACCUUCAACUACAGGCUGGGGAUAUUUGGUAAAGUUACAUUUUCUUUCAUGUACUAA